Molecule: messenger RNA, 753 nt
Organism: Cooperia oncophora
Lineage: Eukaryota; Metazoa; Nematoda; Chromadorea; Rhabditida; Trichostrongylidae
Source: the annotation of a GenBank genome assembly
AUGCAGAAUGCCGUAGAAGCGAAAAUGGAAAAGAUCCCUACAAAGAUGGUAUCCUUGAUUACGUCUCGGAAAUGGAGAAGAACAAUGCAAGGACCGAAGACACGAACCGCUCGCAAAGACAAUUUUGCUUUACGUCAAUCGUCCACCGAGCGGAGUAGCCACAUCCAGUCAUCGGACGUCCCAAAACAACACGCUCAGGCCGAGUCCCUCCCAGAGGAGGAAAGAAUCAAACGGCAACUAAGAGAAACAGAGCGAGAAUUAGCCACAGUUGAGAGGGAGCUCGUUGGAGUCAGAAACGCGAUAGGCGGAAUGGGAGCCGAACGACGAAAAGAAAGAGCGCGACUCGAGCAGGAAAGAAGACAGUUGCAUGGCCGAUUGGAAGAGGAACGUGGACAGAAGCACAGCAAUCCGGAAAACGAGACAAGGCAAAAGGACAACAAUCGAGGAGUCAAACGUAGCAGGACAAAGGAACAUCAGAUGGAAGGCAAAGACGACAGAAAUCGACCGCGUAGCAGGGAUCAGACGGAGGAAGAUGGUGCACAACGUGAUCGGAAAAGACACGCACGAGAUCGCAGCAAACGAAGAGAGAGGCGUACGGAGAACAGUCGAGACGAUGAGUCACGCGAGAGCAAAAGGCGACGCGACCGAGAAGCUGACAAGAGGCAGGGAAGACAGCGAGCGGGCACUGACCACACCUCACCCGACCAUAUCCCGUCCGACUGCACUACAGCUGACCACAGCGAGAGCUGUUAA